GUAUGUGGUAUUAGAUAUUACAUUUUAUAAUAAUUUCCAUAUAUUAUAUUCUAAAUGUCAGAUCACGUAAAUUUAUACUGUUAAAAUAUUAUAUCUUAAAAUUAGGAUUAAUAGAAAUGUAUAACGGUACGGGAGCUCCAAUUAAAUCAAUUGAGGGCUGGGUUUUAAUGGUAACUGGAAUCCAUGAGGAAGCUCAGGACGAGGAUGUGAGAGAGGCGUUUGAAAACUACGGAACCGUUACUAAUCUACAUUUGAACCUGGAUAGAAGAACGGGAUACGUCAAAGGCUACGCCUUGUUAGAAUUUAAGAAUAAAGAAGAAGCUGAAAAUGCCAUGGCCAAAUUAAAUGGAUCAGAGCUCCUAGGGAAAAAAAUUUCAGUAACUUGGGUAUUUAGAGAAACUCCUCAAGAAUAAAUAAAUUUGGGAUUACGCAAUUAAGAUUCCUAACAUUUAGAGAGGAAACUUACUGUACCAGUUCUCAAAUAAAUAAAAAAUUCAAAUGAAUUAUACUAUAUAAGUUUAAUAUAAUAUAAUUUA
Messenger RNA from Theileria parva strain Muguga, 536 nucleotides. RefSeq names its product RNA-binding protein 8A (gene rbm8a). Gene Ontology annotation, molecular function: mRNA binding. Gene Ontology annotation, biological process: RNA splicing. Bases 117 to 413 code for a protein of 98 amino acids. NCBI's taxonomy places the organism in Eukaryota, Apicomplexa, Aconoidasida, Piroplasmida, Theileriidae. The transcript has 3 exons. Gene Ontology annotation, cellular component: exon-exon junction complex; cytoplasm; nucleus. The record is from RefSeq and is a predicted model, not a curated record.